This is a messenger RNA of Cokeromyces recurvatus, 264 nucleotides long. RefSeq lists its product as uncharacterized. The transcript has a single exon. NCBI's taxonomy places the organism in Eukaryota, Fungi, Mucoromycota, Mucoromycetes, Mucorales, Mucoraceae. The record is from RefSeq and is a predicted model, not a curated record. The annotation marks the transcript as partial.
CUCCAGCAAAGGUACAGCAAAUUAGUGUCCAUCUGCCGUCCUUCUUUGUCCUUGGAUCUCAUCCUGUGGUUACCUAUGCUCCCAAUCGAACAUAGUCGACUCAUUAGAUGGUGGCUGGGCUGGCUACCUGGUGGUAUUUCUAAAUCUUGUCAAUGCGGAUUACACAAUCUAACAAAGAAACACAGCAUCCAUUGCCUACGCAUCCAUCCUCAAUUAUAUAUAUUGCAAGACAUGGAUGACACCAUCUCGUGUCUUCUCACUUGA